This is a messenger RNA of Cantharellus anzutake, 670 nucleotides long. RefSeq lists its product as uncharacterized. The coding region runs from base 51 to 476 and encodes 141 amino acids. The record is from RefSeq and is a predicted model, not a curated record. The transcript is spliced from 5 exons. NCBI's taxonomy places the organism in Eukaryota, Fungi, Basidiomycota, Agaricomycetes, Cantharellales, Hydnaceae.
UCUUCGGCCCUUUUGGCUUCAGAUCCAAGUGGCUUCUCCAAACUCCUCUCAUGGCUUUGUCUCAACCCUCACCGGUCGCGCCACACUCCGCUGCGCAUUCACCAUCCCCUGCACAUCCGUCUAAGCAGCCGUCUCCGUCUUCUAAAGUGAAACCAAUUAACGUCUUCUCUAACGAUGGCUCCUUUCUAGAACGACUUCAACGCAGUAAGAGGGAAGAGGAGGAGAGGAAGCAGGCUGACGUCGUGGCUCAGAAGAAACGCGGUUUUGAUGACCGCUUUAAAAAGAGAGGCAAGCGUCCCGCACCUUCUGCAGAUACACCUGACUCUGGCUCUUCUGGUGAAACUGAUGAACCUGCCGGGCCGGCUAAGAAAGCCAAAACGUCCGAACCGUUAAGUCAAUACGAAAAGGAAGUCCAAGGCUAUCAAAGCCGUCUCCUGAAGGAUCAGGGCAUAGGCGUGAGACCGCUUGUGAAGUAGUCUGUCCAAUACUAGAGGAUCGCUUGUCCUAACUCUUCGACAUCCAUCCACUGGCCACAUUGUACGUCAUGUAAAUAAUUUUUAUUUAUUGAAAAGCUAGAAUGACCGCUAUGGAUUUGAUGACUCCAUCGCUGUACCCAUUAUGCACCCACUUGCAGGAGCUCCGUUUUAAUUUAGGCAGGACUCCAGCCUUG